CAUUGUAACAAACUCUGUUUAAAAUUAGUUAUCAAUUUGGUUAAAUUUAGAUUGCUUCAACCUGAAAAUAUUCGUAUACACACAAAAAAUACUAGAUGAUAUUUUUAUCAUUGUUAGCUUGAAAUCAAAUAGGUAUCAACCAUAUGAAAUGCCUGUGAAAGUUCUCAUGUUUUGAAUGUAUACAAUGAUGCCGUGAGUGAAAGAAGAUCCGAUGAAAUAUAAUAGCAAUUGAAACCGAAAAUUUCUCAAUUUUCUUGAAUUUCAUGAUAGUAGGGUAGGCUGUGGUUUUAUUAGGCAUGGAUGAGCAGAGGGGAGGCAGGGUGAAUGGAAUUCGACAGAUUGUGAAGCUUAAGGAAAUUAUUCACAAGUGGCAUCAUCCAACAAUUGGUCACAAGGCGGAUCAUGGUAGCUCUUCUAAUCCAUCGCCUACCCGAGACAUUUCACCAGAAAUUAGUAAGAGAUUGAGUGGCUGCAAUGUGUAUGUUGAUCUAGAUGACGAAAGCAGCCAAAGUCUAGAUCCACCGCAAGGCGUUCCAAAAGGGUCCUUGGCUGUUUAUGUUGGUCCGGAGCUUCGAAGGUUUAUAAUUCCUACAAGCUAUCUUAGUGAUCCCCUGUUUAAGAGGCUUUUGGAGAAGGUUGAGGAAGAAUUUGGAUUUGAUCAUAGCGGGGGGCUUACAAUUCCCUGUGAGACGGAGACCUUCAAGUAUCUUUUAAAUUGCAUGGAGAAUCAUCAGAAGGAGCUUGGUGUUCAUGACAAUGCAGCUGAUAGUUGAACAGGCAAUGAGGAUUGAAAAGAGAGCCGCUCAGCCACAACUUAUGUUUGGACUAGUGAAUAUUAUUCUGGUGUAGGACUACCAGAUCAAAUUUAUAUCUCGAGUAAUUGCGAGAAAUAGAGAAGAGGAAAGGGAAAAUGAUGUUGUAGGAGCAACAGGUGAAUAUGGAUAUAUAUGUAUGUUUACUGUUGUGAUUGUUUUCAGCUAGAACUGCUGAUGUCAAUGCAAUUUUUUUUUUCUGGUUU
Molecule: messenger RNA, 1018 nt
Organism: Daucus carota subsp. sativus
Lineage: Eukaryota; Viridiplantae; Streptophyta; Magnoliopsida; Apiales; Apiaceae
Product: indole-3-acetic acid-induced protein ARG7
Exons: 2
Coding region: 297-773 (158 amino acids)
Biological process (GO): response to auxin
Source: RefSeq, a predicted model, not a curated record